GCGGACCGGGCCGUCGCCACGGAGCUCAGUGGAGUUUUGAGAGUCGAGGAGGGCGCCUCGGUUUCAUCAGCGAGCGGACGGUUACGCGACUGAAGCUACACGUUGUCUCUGGUUUUAGGUGGAUAUUAAUACCGCAUUAUCUCGAUAUCGAGGACGUACACAGACACAUACGAGUGACCCACGACGUGUAGCCGCUUUAAAGCCAACACCUCCCCCUUUCCCCUCCCACAUAUCAGCCCCCCCUCCCCCCGCCCCCCCAGCCCUGUCCCGCCCCCUAAUCACAGAGAUAACAUGGACGGAUUCUAUGACCAGCAGGUGCCAUUCAUGGUCCCGCCCAGCCACAAGUCUCACGCGGAGGAGCCGUCCCACCACAGGCCUCUGAGCGACAGGAAAAGGAAGUUUGUCGACACGGAACUGGCGCAGGACACGGAAGAUCUUUUCCAAGACCUCAGUCAGCUGCAAGAGAUCUGGAUUGCAGAAGCCCAGGUGCCCGAUGACGAACAGUUUGUCCCAGAUUUCCAGUCGGAUAGCUUGAUGUUCCAUGGCCCGCCGCCGGCCAAGAUCAAACGGGAGCUGACCCCCUCCAAAGAGUUUUCUCCCUGUCGCCAGGACCGGAGUCCCAUGCCCUACGGGGAGAAGUGCCUUUACAGCUACAGUGCCUGUGACAGGAAGCCCACCCCCCCCUCGAUGCCGGUCUCUCCAUCCGGCACGGCAGCAACGCACCCGCUGGCCGAGCAGGCCCCGCCUCCUCGCCCCCACGUGGCCACCCCCGAACAGCAGGGGCUCUCGCUCCACAGCCGCGGCCCCCCCUUCGCCGUGCCGUGCGCGCCCGUCAGCCAGGAUGCCAACAGCUUCUCACCUGAGCACAGGUUUCAGCGGCAGAUGUCGGAGCCGUGUCUCUCUUUCCCGCCGACAGAGAGGCAAGGGCGCCCCCACUUCCUGCCACAGCCCCCCAGCAGCCUGCCACGCGACGGCCGGCCGCCGUACCACCGGCAGAUGUCGGAGCCGUGCGUCGCCGCGCCGCCGCAGGGCUUCAAGCAGGAGCUCGUCGACCCGCGGUACGCGGAGCAGGGCGUCCCCAGCAUGGCGCCCCCGGCCCCCCCGCGGCAGGCGGCCUUCCACCCGAUGGCCAUCAAGCCGGAGCCGCGCGACUUCUGCUUCGAUUCUGAGGUGCCGAACUGCCAGUCGCUGUUCGGGAGAGCGGGGAGCUUCUACCAGAACAACCACGAAAGCUUCUCCUUCGACAGAGAUGCUCAGCUGUACUUUGACGAUACCUGUGUGGUCCCUGAAAGAUUAGAAGGUAAAGUGAAACAGGAGCCCUCUGUCUAUCGCGACGGCCCCCCCUACCAGCGCCGCGGCUCGCUGCAGCUCUGGCAGUUCCUGGUCACGCUGCUGGACGACCCGGCCAACGGCCACUUCAUCGCCUGGACCGGCCGCGGCAUGGAGUUCAAACUCAUCGAGCCCGAGGAGGUGGCCCGGCGCUGGGGGAUCCAGAAGAACCGACCGGCCAUGAACUACGACAAGCUGAGCCGCUCGCUGCGCUACUACUACGAGAAGGGCAUCAUGCAGAAGGUAAAGGUGGCCGGCGAGAGGUACGUGUACAAGUUUGUGUGCGACCCCGAGGCGCUCUUCUCCAUGGCCUUCCCCGACAACCAGAGGCCCAGCCUGAAGGUGGACCCGGAGGACGACACCGUGCCCCUCACCCACUACGAGGAGACGGCCCCCUACCUGCUGGACGCCGGCGAGCAAUGCGGGGGGGGGCUGCCCUUCCCAGACGGCUACGGCUACUGAGCGGGAAGCCGUGUGUGUGCGUGUGGGGGGGGGGGGGGCAUGCACGCAAAAAAACUCCCAAAAAAUCUCUCGACGUCCACUCUGAGCAACAAAAAAAAAAAAGAAAAUCAAGAGCUGGAACUUUUGGAGCCGCCUGUCAGGGCCUUGUGGUUCCGUAGGUGCCCCCCCCCCCCCCCCCCCUGGA
Messenger RNA from Pungitius pungitius (ninespine stickleback), 1975 nucleotides. RefSeq names its product ETS variant transcription factor 5a (gene etv5a). Gene Ontology annotation, molecular function: sequence-specific DNA binding; DNA-binding transcription factor activity, RNA polymerase II-specific. Gene Ontology annotation, cellular component: nucleus. The transcript is spliced from 13 exons. Bases 292 to 1791 code for a protein of 499 amino acids. Lineage: Eukaryota; Metazoa; Chordata; Actinopteri; Perciformes; Gasterosteidae. Gene Ontology annotation, biological process: regulation of transcription by RNA polymerase II; cell differentiation. The record is from RefSeq and is a predicted model, not a curated record.